AUGUUCCGUGCGGUAAAGCGUUUCUACUCGUCCCAAGCAUCUAGUAUAGACGCCCAGCUGGCUCGUUUGAGUAAAGAGUCUAAGAUCUCACUUACCUCCCAGGAGUUGAUAGAUAGACCUCAAUUGUGGAAAGGCCUGCCACCAUCAACGGUUGUUGAACUCUACAGGGCCAGAGUCAUCUCACAGGGGAAAAAUUACAAGCGCUCGGAGGAUGAGUUGAAGGCUAUUCUAUCCUGUGCUAGUAAUCCGUUAGAGGCACAAACUCUCUAUGGUAUCUACAACUCCACCGAGGGAGACAUCUAUAAGGCAGAUUCGGAAACUGAUUACGAGAACUACAUUGUCGAAGGUGAAUAUAUGGAAGACCCUCUUGAGCCGUACGGAUUCGAUGAAUAUCCUACAUCUGCACAAGAUAUUGUUCGUGAUUUCAGAGAUUUGUUAGAAUUCAAUAGAAAGGCGGCUUAUGAAUUGCCACAGUUGGCCAAGUUCAGGAAGGCAUACAAACCUAGUGAAAACACUCCAGUGACCUAUAAAUAUACCAGAUUUAUUGGGGAAUCUCAUCCGGGUGAACGUAAGGUUGUGUUAUCUUUGAAACUGAAAGAUUUGAAUUUAUCUCCUCUAGCUGAACAUAAAUUCAAACUAUUAUCUGGCCCAAGGUACAACCACAAAACCGAUGUCUUUUUGAUUUCUAGUGAUAACUACUUGGAGCCAGCGCAGAAUGCAUCGUUCUUAUCCACUGUUCUCAAUGAUUUGGUCAAUGAAGCAAACAAUAACCCAGAAGAAUUUGCAGAAUUGCCACUAGAUAAAAGACACACUAAUUCAAUCUACAAAAAGAAGCAAACCAGAGGCAAGCGUACCAUUCCAUUCCCUAAAGAGUGGGAACAAAAACAAUCACCAGAUGAUAUCAAGGUAUCAAUCAAAAACUAA
Messenger RNA from Pichia kudriavzevii, 924 nucleotides. RefSeq lists its product as uncharacterized. The coding region runs from base 1 to 924 and encodes 307 amino acids. Gene Ontology annotation, cellular component: mitochondrial small ribosomal subunit. Gene Ontology annotation, biological process: mitochondrial translation. The transcript has a single exon. Gene Ontology annotation, molecular function: structural constituent of ribosome. The record is from RefSeq and is a predicted model, not a curated record. NCBI's taxonomy places the organism in Eukaryota, Fungi, Ascomycota, Pichiomycetes, Pichiales, Pichiaceae.